This is a messenger RNA of Jaculus jaculus (lesser Egyptian jerboa), 4354 nucleotides long. It is a transcript of the gene Tti1, whose product is annotated as TELO2 interacting protein 1. NCBI's taxonomy places the organism in Eukaryota, Metazoa, Chordata, Mammalia, Rodentia, Dipodidae. Gene Ontology annotation, biological process: chromatin remodeling. The coding region runs from base 274 to 3516 and encodes 1080 amino acids. Gene Ontology annotation, cellular component: cytoplasm. The transcript has 9 exons. The record is from RefSeq and is a predicted model, not a curated record.
ACUUCCGGCGAGGCGCUGGAGGCGGGAGAAUGAGGGAAUAAGGCUGGAAGACGAGCCUCCAGGAGCACCCUGCCAUGCCCUGUUCUGUGGUUGGUUUGUGAUAGAACCACCUCAUAAAACACACCUUUGUGCCCUGGACUGCCAAUUAAUCGAUGACUUCAUUUUGGGAAUUUCAUCCUGUCUUGCCCUCCCAAUGAAUCCAUCGACGUCGAUUUGGGAACACUAUCUGAAACCUGCAGAAUGUUCCCUCGGUGAGGGGAAGGCUGUUGCACAAUGGCAGUGUUUGAUACCCCCCAGGAGGCCUUUGGCAUCUUACGUCCAGUCUGUGUUCAGCUCACAAAGGCCCAGACGGUGGAGAACGUGGAACAUCUGCAGGCUCAGUUACAAGCCGUGAGUGACGCUGCCCUUCAGGAGCUGCAGCAGUACGUCCUCUUCCCCUUGCGGUUCGCCCUCAAGACCCCAGGUCCCAAAAGAGAUCGCUUGAUCCAGAGCGUGGUGGAGUGCCUCACCUUCAUCCUCUCGUCAACAUGUGUGAGGGAGCAGGAGCUUCUCCAAGACCUCUUCUCGGAACUUUCCACCUGCCUGUACUCACCCAGCUCCCAAAAGCCCGCAGCUGCGUCAGAGGAGUUGAAAUUGGCUGUGAUCCGGGGACUUAGCACCUUAAUGCACUCGGCUUAUGGCGACAUCAUUCUGGCUUUUUAUGAGCCCUCCAUUCUGCCUCGUUUAGGAUUUGCUGUGUCUUUACUGUUGGGCUUGGCAGAACAGGAGAAGUCAAAGCAAAUUAAAAUCGCUGCCUUACAGUGUCUCCAGGUUCUGCUCCUACAGUGCGAUUGUCAAGACCACCCGAAGCACCUGGGUGAGCUCAAGGAACAGCAGCUGGGGGACUUGCUGGCCUCUUUCUUACCAGGAAUCUCCACUGCACUGACCAGGAUCAUCACAGGAGACUUUAAACAAGGUCACAGCAUCGUAGUAUCUUCCCUAAAGGUCUUUCACAAGACAGUGGGCUUCAUUUUGGCAGAUGAACAGCUCAGGAGAAUCCCAAAGAUUCAAGCAAAACCUGCUGUUGAGCACAGACUUGCUGACCUAAUGGUUCACAGGGAAGCAGAUUGGGUAAAAAGUACUGGCGACAAGUUGGCAAUCCUUAUUAAAAAGAUAAUUGAGUGUGUUUCUGUGCACCCACACUGGAAAGUGAGGCUGGAACUUGUAGAAUUUGUGGAGACCCUUCUGUUGAAGUGCAGUCAGUCCCUGGUUGAAUCUGGGGGACCCCUCCUGAAGGCUUUGGUGGGCCUCGUGAAUGAUGAGAGUCCUGAAGUCCAGGCUGCAUGCCGUGAAGUGCUAAGACUCUUUGCAGAUCAGAAAGUAGUGAUGGGCAACAGAGCCUUUGCUGACCUCUUGUCAGAAAGCCUGUAUUCCCUUGCCACGUCUCUUCCCCGCCUAAUGAACACCCAAGAUGAUCAGGGCAAAUUCUCUACCCUCUCCUUGUUACUUGGGUAUCUGAAACUUUUGGGCCCAAAAAUAAACUUUGUUCUCAAUUCUGUAGCCCAUCUCCAGCGCCUCUCUAGAGCUCUCAUCCAGGUUCUCGAACUAGAUGUGGCUGAUGUCAAAAUAGUGGAAGAACGGCGCUGGAACUCUGAUGAGCUGAAUGCUCCUAUGAAGGCCUUGGCUACACGACCAUGGACCCACGUCCAGAGGAGACACUUCUGCCUCUUCACUGACGAGAGAGUCUUCCUGCUCCUGCGGCAGAUUUGUCAGCUCCUUGGUUACUAUGGGAACCUGUAUUUGCUUGUGGAUCACUUUAUGGAACUGUACCAUGAAUCAGUGGUUUACCGGAAGCAAGCUGCCAUGAUCUUGAAUGAACUGGUUAUCGGGGCUGCUGGGCUGGACGUGGAGGACAUUCAUGAAAAAUGUUCAGAAACAGGCCCAGAGGAACUGAGAGGGAUUGUGGCAUCUAUACUAGAAGAAUACACAAGCCAUGAAAACUGGUAUUUGCUUACCUGUAUGGAAGCUGAGGAGGGGGAGGAGCAGCCAGGCCUCCAGGCCAUCACAUCUGGUGCACACACCUGCCAAGUCGUGUCUUUUCCAGCCUUCUCCAAGCCAGGUCCCACUAUUUGCUCCAUGAACAGUAACAUCUGGCAGAUAUGCAUCCAGCUGGAAGGCAUUGGCCAGUUUGCAUAUGCCCUAGGCAAAGACUUUCGUCUGCUCCUGAUGUCCGCCCUCUAUCCAGUAUUGGAGAAGGCUGGAGACCAAACCUUGCUCAUUAGUCAAGUGGCCACCAGCACCAUGGUAGACAUUUGCCACGCUUGUGGCUAUGACUCCCUGCAGCACCUCAUCAAUCAGAAUUCAGACUACUUGGUGAAUGGUAUCUCUCUACACCUGCGUCAUCUAGCUCUGCAUCCUCAUACCCCACAGGUCUUAGAAGUCAUGCUGCGGAACUCGGAUGCUAGCCUACUGCCUUUGGUGACAGAUGUGGUUCAAGAUGUCUUGGCCACCCUGGACCAAUUUUAUGAUAAGAGAGCUACUUCCUUUGUCAGCGUUCUGCAUGCCCUGCUGGCAGCAUUAGCCCAGUGGUUCCCAGACACAGCUGAUACCAGGCAACGCCAAGAGCUAACUGGAAAGGAGGAAGAAAGUCAAACACCAGCAGCCCAUGUGACCAGCACUACAGCCGAGGACAUUGAACGAUUCGUGCUGGGCUACCUCAAAGAGAAGGAUGUGGCAGAGGGAAAUGUCUCAGAUUAUGACAACGAAGAAGAGGAGCAGUCAGUCCCUCCCAACACGGAUAAUAACGACAUCCUUCCAGAUGUGGAGCCACCUCUGCCUGUGCAGAUCCAGAUAGCCAAGGAUGUGAUGGAACGCUGCAUCCACUUGCUGUCAGAUAAAAAUCUGAAAGUCCGCUUGAAGGUCUUGGAUGUGCUGAGCUUAUGUGUGGUGGUUCUGCAGUCCCACAAGAACCAGCUCCUUCCCUUGGCUCACCGGGCCUGGCCCUCACUCGUGCACCGGCUCACGAAUGAUGACCCCUUGGUAGUGCUGAGAGCCUUCGAGGUUUUGCGGACUCUGGGAGGCAAGUGUGGAGAUUUUCUUCGGAGCCGGUUCUGCAAAGAUGUCCUGCCAAAGCUGGCAGGCUCCUUAGUCACCCAAGCCCCCAUCAGUGCCAGGGCUGGGCCCAUUUACUCACAUACCCUGGCCUUCAAGCUGCAGCUGGCUGUCUUGCAGGGCCUGGGCCCUCUCUGUGAGAGUCUGGAUUUAGGUGAGGGUGACCUGAAUAAAGUGGCUGAUGCCUGCUUGAUUUACCUCAGCGCCAAGCAGCCCGUGAAAUUACAAGAGGCUGCCAGGAGCGUCUUCCUCCACAUGAUGAAAGUAGACCCUGACGCCACCUGGUUCCUUCUGAACGAGCUCUAUUGCCCCCUGAAGUUCACGCCCCCCCACCCCAGCCUCCACCCGGUACAGCUGCGGGGGGCCGCAGCACAGCAGAGCCCCUACACGGCCAACGUGCUCUGCCUGCUCCAGCAGCUGCAGUGACCCUGUUAGCGGACCGCCUGAUUCCCCUGCCAGCCAGAAGUUGGGCUGGCCCACCCCUGCCGGAGCACAGAGGAGCCCUGGAAGGUGGAUUAGACAGCCAAUCGAUGUAUAAAUUGAUCGAUCACACAACUGCUUAGAAAUUGGAUUGAAGGAAAGUAGCUGACUGUUAUUUAUAUUUCACUCCUCGUGUUUUCAAAUGGCAUUGUCUGGCAGCUCUAAGGGUUUAACUCCUUAGCUUGCCAUCUGCCUCACAGCCCGCCCGCCCCCCCCACACACACACACACACUAGCAGCUUAAAGCCACAUGAGCUGAGCCAUGCACUGGUUGUGUCCAGAGCCUCUGCGGCCCGUUGUGUAAGUGUCAGACAUCUCAGAACAAGAAGAAUCAGCCUUGCCGUCACAUACGCACACAAAUGGGUCCCUCUGCAUCCACACACACACCCUCAUCAAAUGAGAUGGAACCAAUUUGUAUCUAACAUGUUCUUUGGGAGAAAAAGAUGUAAAAGCACUGCUUGGGUGGAAAGUAUGAUGGAGUGCUCACUUUGAAGUUUGUUAUUGCAAUUGGGUGGUUUCUUUAGUGUUUUCAUUCUGGGGUAGGAAAUACAGAAGCCUGGUAUAAAAACCAAGUGGUACAAAGUGGGAAAUAGUUUAAAAGUCAGUCUCCCUACUCAUUUCCAAGCCACCUGCUUUCCCUCCUCAAAGGCAACCACUUAGAGUGAAGAGAUGGCUCACCGAUGAAAGGCACUUGCUUGCAAAGCCUGGGGGCCCAGGUUCAAUUACCCAGCGCCCACAUAAAGCCAGAUGCACAAAGUGGUGCGUGCAUCUGGAGUUUAUUUGCA